Nannizzia gypsea CBS 118893 is the source of this 1560-nucleotide messenger RNA. RefSeq lists its product as hypothetical. Gene Ontology annotation, biological process: cell surface receptor signaling pathway; G protein-coupled receptor signaling pathway. The record is from RefSeq and is a predicted model, not a curated record. Bases 1 to 1560 code for a protein of 519 amino acids. Gene Ontology annotation, molecular function: G protein-coupled receptor activity. The transcript has 5 exons. Gene Ontology annotation, cellular component: membrane. Lineage: Eukaryota; Fungi; Ascomycota; Eurotiomycetes; Onygenales; Arthrodermataceae.
AUGGCAGCAAUCUUACAUCCAAAGAAGAACCCUUACCAAGGGCUAUGUCCGUCGCCAUUCCUUCAGGAGAACUUGUUCCCUCCACGGGGAGGCUAUAUCGAGGGCCGGUUCUGCACCAGUCAAUACACAACGGUGUCCUGCUGUCUACCAUGUCCAGUCGGUGAUUGGAAAUACUCCCCAGGCUUCCUAAAAAAGACAGAAGUAACCAACUGGCUUGCUGUUGCGGCCUUCAUCGCCAAUGCGUUGCUGUUAGUGUCCUACGCCGUAUUACCGGUCAAAGUGACGCAUCGUCACUACCUAAAUGUCUGCCUAAUAUUAGGGAUAAUGUCUUUUCAAAUGGCCUUUAUUGUUCCCCUAGCAUCGAAACCACAACAAUGCUACAAUGGAAUUACUCCAAAUGACAUGUUCUCAGAGCUGUCCUGCUCAUGGUCUGGCGCCUUUGUCCUAUUCGGUGCCUGGACAAGUAUAACGUGGAGUUUUUUCCGAACAUUGUCGCUUCAUUUACAGAUAUGCUGGAACCUUGUGCUUGGACAGCGCUUCUUUCUAGGCACUCUGGCCCUCGGCUGGGCCAUACCACCCAUGGGCAUCACAAUCGGCCUAGUUCUAACAGGCGUUUCUUACAGGUUCGGAAACGUCUGCCAUAUUAACCAUGACCAUAGUCUGGCUGAUUUCUGGGGGCCUAUCUUGGCCAUUUCCGGUGCAUCCCUGCUCAUCCACCUCAUCACCUUGCUUUACUGUAUGCAGGUAUAUGUUCGAUCAGUGUUUGAAGAAAAGCCCCCCACGGACACGAGUUCUGCAUUCCCGUCGUAUACCGGCAGCGUAACGACCCUCACCUACCGCCAGACCUUCAAGCGUGUCAAGCAUGUGGUUAAGAUGCAGUGGAGAGGAAUCGCCGUCGUCCUGGUCGUCAUGACAUAUGCCGUCUUCUUCACCCUCGUCUUCCUGGACCUCGAUCGUGCCGUGGACAAAACACCAGAUAACAUUAGCCGAGCUUACCCGUGGCUCGUCUGUAUUGCCCUGACAAACGGAGACGUGGGGAAGUGUUUAGAGGAACACAACUUGGGCGGCCCUUCCGAAGGCCUAGUGUUUACCGUUCUGAUCCUGCUGCCCUUCUGCGGCUUUUGGUCAGUCCUCCUUCUGGGCCGUCUGUCCAUAAUUACCGGCUGGGUGCAUUUCGUGAGAGGCAAAUUCAGACAGCCACAAGAGUUUCCGCCUCGAGGGAUAACUCCAAACAAGGACUAUGCGAUGCUUGGCUCUUCCUCUCGAUACAAUAACACCAAGUCGCCCGACCCUCUACUCUCCAAGUCCCGCCAGUCAGACCUAUCUAUGACUACAUUCAAAGUUUCGGGAGCAAAGGAAAGCGAGGACUGUAUCCGGGACGAAAUCAAGUACCCAAACCCUGCCAUGAGUUUCUCCAGGCCUCGCCCACCAAGCGCAUCCCGAACCGAACCGGCUGUGCGAGACUGGGAUCCGCAAUCGACUUUUGCCCCCAGUGCUUCUACACGAUCUCGAGGCUAUCCUUACUAUCCUGACGGCCGUUAUUCUGACCGCAACGUAUAA